AUGGCAACCCCCGCCCUAAACAGCUCGUCCCAGCGAGGGAUCUCGGAGGCCUCCGGGAACUGUGUACCACUCACGGAGCUGCUGAGGGGACAGGGUCGCACGACCACGCUGCUGCUGCUGGCGCGAGCCACCACCGGAGCCACUCCUCUGCAAAGACCCGCGACCAGCUCCACCGCCACCCCCACCGCCUCCACCGCCUCCGCUGCCUCCACUGCCGCCGCCGCCUCCACCGCCUCCUCCACCGCCGCCUCCUCCGCCACCUCCGCUACCACCGCCACCGCCGCCGCGGCCUCCGCCUCCCACUGCCGCCACCGAACCCCCCACCCCCACUUCCACCUCCACCGCUACCCCCACUCCCCCCACUGCCUCCACCUCCACCUCCACCGCCCGCUCCUCCAGCUCCCUUGCCCCCCUUGCCCUUGCCAGGGCGGCGUCUCCCGCUAG
Closterium sp. Naga37s-1 is the source of this 444-nucleotide messenger RNA. The record is from the annotation of a GenBank genome assembly. Lineage: Eukaryota; Viridiplantae; Streptophyta; Zygnematophyceae; Desmidiales; Closteriaceae.